AUGGCGCCGUACAUGGGAACCAUCUCCAAACCGGAGAACGCGUUGAAACGAGCGGAGGAACUCAUUAACGUUGGACAACCUUUAUCGGCGCUGCAAGCGUUGCACGAUGUCGUCACGUCUCGAAGACACCGAACGUGGUCGAAACCUUUGGAGGAAAUCAUGUUUAAAUACGUAGAAUUAUGCGUGGACUUGAAGAAAGGACGAUUGGCCAAAGAUGGGUUGAUUCAAUAUCGCAUAGCCUGUCAGCAAGUAAAUGUGCAGAGUUUGGAGGAAGUCCUGAAGAAGUUUCUGGAAUUGGCGACGAAGAAAGUGGAAGACGCAAUCGUCGCUGCCGGUGGUUCGACCGAUGAGUUGAUGCAAGUUGCGGAUUUAGAGUUAGAACACACUCCAGAGCAAGUCAUGUUGAAAGCGUACACGAUGACGCCAGAGGAGUUAGAAGCAGAAGACAACGUCGAGUCGCCAACGCCGUGGUUCAAGUUCCUUUGGGAAACGUACAGAAACUGCUUGGAAGUUUUGCGAAACAACAACAAAAUGGAAGCGUUGUAUCAGUUGGUGGCUAUCGAAGCUUUCAACUUUUGCGUCAAGUACAAGAGAAACUCGGAAUUUAGACGUUUGUGCGAAAACUUGCGCUCGCAUCUCAAUAAUCUUUUGAAAUACAAAGACCAACGCGAUCGACCGGAUUUGAAUUCAAGAGAAACGCAAGAUAUUUUGUUGGACAUUCGAUUUCAGCAACUCGAGGCGAGUUCGCAGUUGGGAAUGUGGAACGAAGCGUUUCGAUCGGUUGAAGACAUUCACGGGUUGAUGUUUCUCUUGAAGCGCUCGCCUCGACCGACGUUGAUGUCGUCUUAUUUUGCCGCGUUGACCAAGGUAUUUUUCGUUUCGCAAAACUACCUCUGCAACGCUUACGCGUGGAUUAAGUUGUAUAACUUAUCGAAAGGGUAUUUGAAAAACUUGACCGAUGAGGAUUUGAAGUCGUUAGCGUCUGCGGUUGUCUUGUCCGCCAUGUGCAUUCCGCCUUACGAGAAAACGCCCUUAGGAAAUAUUGAUGUGGGCGCGAGGCACGAACGAGACUCGAGAUUAGCCUCGUUAUUGGGAUAUCAAUUAGAAAGUAUGCAAGAAGCGAAGAAUAUCAUGUCCAGAGAAUUGAUCAUCAAAGAAAUCAAGCGCUCGGGAAUGGUUGAUAACUGUGCCGAGGAAGUGAGAGAUUUGUUCAAUAUCUUGGAAGACGGUUUUCAUCCGCUCGACUUGUGCCAAAAAGCCGAGUCGAAGUUGAAAGCUUUAGAGUCUGUCACAUUCAAACUCUCUGCUGAAGUCUCCGUGAAAUCCAUCGAAGUUUCCGAUUUCAUUCCGUUGUUGAAAACUUUGUCGGUUUUGCGAAUGUUCAAUCAGCAAUCGAAGGUGUACCGAACGUUGAAGCUCGAAAGAGCGAAGAGCUUGGUCCCAUUUCUUCCAUAUUACGAAGUUGAAUUGGCGCUUGUUCGAGCCGUGAAAUCAGGGUAUCUGUCCUUACGAAUCGAUCACCAACAACAGAUGAUUGUUUUUGUUGGCGAUGACAUCCAGGAAAAGUCCGUGGACGAUUAUCUCGUCCGAGUUGCGACGACACUUCGCGAUGCCUGCCGCGAGUUGACGCCGUCUACGACGGCGGCUUCUGAUUUGGACUCGAUGAAACGCAAGCGCAUAGAAAACGCGGAAGCGAUUCGAAGCGCGGUCGAACAAGAGCACAAGCGAGCUUUGGCGAGGAAAGUUAUCAUCGAAAGACGCAAGGAAGAAGCUGAACGUCUACUCGCGGAGCAAGAGAAGGAAGAAGAGGAAAGACGAUUGGCGGCGCAACGCGCUCACGAAGCGGCAGAAGCCAAACGCCUCGAAGUGGAAUCUCGUCAACGAGAAGAAAAACGCAUUCGCGCCGAAAUGGAGGAAAAAGAAAAGGAAGAGGCCUUGGCGUUGCUCGCGGAGCAAGAGAAGAAGAAAGGGAAGAAGAUUUCCAUCAAGUUGGAAGAAGGUCAAACUUUGGACAAGAGAAUUUUGAUGGAAACUGCCAUCAAAGAACAAAUUUCUGAACGUCAACAGAUGGAAAAGAAACUUUUGAAGGUCGCCAAAACCAUGGAUCACUUGGAAAGAGCUAAGAGAGAGGAGAUGGUGCCGUUGAUUGAGCAAGCGUACGAAGGGCGAAAAGUUGACGACGAAAAGUUUUUCCACGAACAGCAAAAGUUGAUAACCGUGAAAACAAAAGCAAAGUGGGAGCAAGAUAUUGUCGAAAAGAAGAGAUUGCAAAAGAUGACGGAGACUCAAGCUGCGUUCAAAUCUGCAAUCAUGUUAAGACGCGCGGAUGAAAUCGCCGCGGCGCAAGCCGAGCGAGAGCGCAAAUUAGAAGAGCAGAAGAAGCAACGCAAGGCUGAGCGCGAGAUCAAGCGUAGAAAGGCGUACAUACGUCGUCUUCAAGAAAUGGAAUUGGAGGCAAGAGAUGAAGCCGAAGCUUUGGAACGCAAGAAGGCCGAAGCUGAGCGUGAAGCUGAGGAAGCGCGAAGACCGUCGAGCAGAGGCGGCGGGGAUUCGGACAGAGGAAGUGGAUUCGUUCCGCCACAUCUUCGCGACCGAGGUGAUCGACGUGACGGCAGAGACGACCGAGAUGACCGCUCCGGCGGAAGUCGAUGGGGUAGAGGCGGCGGUAGAGAUGACGAUAGACCUCCGAGUCGGGGAACCGACCGAUACGAACCUAGAAGAGGAGGAUUUGGUGAUCGCGACGAUAGGCCGCCGAGCCGAGGAGACGAUAGAUGGGGCGGCGAUAGACGAAGAGACGAUCGCCCACCAAGUCGUGGCGUAGGUGGUGACAGAAGGGAUGACAGAAGGGAUGACAGAAGAGAUGACAGAAGAGAUGACAGAAGGGAUGAUAGAAGGCCACCGCCAUCGCGCGAUGAGGGGAAGUCGAGAUGGUAA
This is a messenger RNA of Bathycoccus prasinos, 2934 nucleotides long. RefSeq lists its product with no specific name. Lineage: Eukaryota; Viridiplantae; Chlorophyta; Mamiellophyceae; Mamiellales; Bathycoccaceae. The transcript is spliced from 2 exons. Gene Ontology annotation, cellular component: eukaryotic translation initiation factor 3 complex, eIF3m; multi-eIF complex; eukaryotic translation initiation factor 3 complex, eIF3e. Gene Ontology annotation, molecular function: mRNA binding; translation initiation factor activity. The record is from RefSeq and is a predicted model, not a curated record. Bases 1 to 2934 code for a protein of 977 amino acids. Gene Ontology annotation, biological process: translation reinitiation; formation of cytoplasmic translation initiation complex.